AUGUUUAUCACUGCGGCCACGCUUUUCGCCAGCUACUUUCAAACUACCGGCGCGUUAGUUGAGGCCUCUGAUGUGGUCUCCACGACUGCAGGCGAAGCAGUGGAGGCGGAACACGGUGACAAAAUAUUUCCACAGACGGAAAGCAAAACUACCGGCCUGGAGGGCAAGCUUGUAACGAGACAGCUAUCGACGCCGGGGAAUUCCAUUGAGAAUACUGCAAUACAAUUGUCGCCGUACGAAGGUCAGGAUGCUCAGAACGACAAAGCAGCUACUGACAAGGGCCCGUCAUCUCUGAGCGACAGAAUCGAGUCUGUCCGACUGAUUGUCACCAUGAAUCUAGUAUGGGACGAGCUUGCUGAAAAGUUUUAUAAGAAAUUCAGAGAUGAGAAGUGGAGUUUGGAUGAACUCAAGACCAAGCUUGGAAUCGUAGAGGGCAUGUCACCAGACUCCGACGAGGAACACGCCUUGACUUCGAUACUUAUGUUUGCCAUGUACGAGGAUAUCGUUAUCAAAGCCACAGAUGAUGACUUGCUGACCAACGGAAUCGACAUUCUGACGAAACUCAGUGAAGAUUCUCCCGCUAUUACGUUCUUUGGGCAGUACGUGGGCGGAACGCUGACGCAGAAAGCACUCAAGAAGAAGCUGGGCAUCACAGGGGUUACCCCGAAAUCCUCAGAGAAGUACCAGGCUUUCGAACUGCUGGUGGACGCUCGUGUGUUUUACGACAACCUCGAGAAAAUUGAGAUCGAUCCUCUCAAAAGCAGCAUCCUAAAGAUGACGACGAUGACUAAGAAUCCACUUGUUGACAAGUUUUAUGACCAAUUCAUGAAUGAAAAGUGGACCACGAAGAAACUCGUAUCCAAGUUGGGAAUCACAAAGCACACAGCCGCGGAUUCGGAGAAGUACGACGCCCUGUCGUCGUUGGUUCAAGGCCGCAUGUACGUGCAUGGUGUCACGAACGCAAAAACUCUGAUUUCUAAAAACAAGACCAAGACGUUUUUGACGAAGCUUCACGGUAACGAACUGGCUCAAAAAUACCUUGGACAGUUUAUGGCUGGAUCGUUGAAGGAGACGUCUCUAAAGGCUGAAUUGAAAGUGACGAAGAAUACUCCAAAGGACUCGGAUGAGUACGAGGCUGCCGCGCUACUGACCGAGGCUCGCGAACUCAGCGAUACCUUCAUGUAA
Molecule: messenger RNA, 1185 nt
Organism: Phytophthora nicotianae INRA-310
Lineage: Eukaryota; Oomycota; Peronosporomycetes; Peronosporales; Peronosporaceae
Exons: 1
Coding region: 1-1185 (394 amino acids)
Source: RefSeq, a predicted model, not a curated record